AUGCCCCGGGCCCGCCCCCGUCCCGGGGCGGGGCUGCCCCGUCCCCGUCCCCGUCCCCGUCCCCGGCCGUCCCUCCGCAGUCUCGCCUCCUCCCGGCUCUGGCUGUACUCGCGGUGGCGCUGCUGGGCGGGCAUCAGUGCCUGGGGCGCGGGCGGAAUCCCCGCCCUUUGCCUCCGCCUGGCCCAAGCCCGGCCCCGGCCCCGACGCCGGGCCCGACGCAGAGUCCAGUGUCGACCCCGACCCCGACCGCGACGCCGACCCCGGCCCCGGCCCCAGCUCCUCCCGGGGCCCGCGGAGGACACACGCGGCGCUGCUGCUCCCGCCGCCGCCGCUGCGGCUUCCCCGGCCCGAGCUCCGCCGCUCGGCAGCGCGGCCGCCCGCCCCGAGCCUCCCGUGUCCCGUUCCAAAGAGCGAAAGCCCGGGCAUGGCCGGCCCGGGGCGGGUGAGGGGCGCUCGGGGGCCGUUGCUGGCCCCGGGCCGAGCGCUGACAGCCGCGUUCCGCCCGCAGGGAAGGCGCUGGAGGCCCUGCAGGAUCGGUACCGGCUGGGUUCGCUGCUGGGGCGCGGCGGUUUCGGCAGCGUCUUCGCGGCCACGCGGCUCUCGGACGGCGAACGGGUGGCCAUCAAAAGGGUGCCACGGAACCGCGUCCGGCACUGGGGCGAGCUGCCCGACGGCACCAGCGCACCCCUGGAGAUCGUGCUGCUGGACAAGGUGUCCACCGGCUUCUCCGGUGUGGUGCAGCUGCUGGAGUGGCUCGAGCUCCCCAACUACAUCGUGAUGGUGCUGGAGCGGCCAGAGCAGUGUCAGGACCUGCGGCAUUUCAUUCGGGCACGGGGGUCCCUGUCCGAGGAGGUGGCGCGGGAGCUGUUCUGCUAGGUGCUGGCGGCCGUGUGGCACUGCACCAGCUGCGAGGUCCUGCACCGCGACAUCAAACCAGAGAACAUCCUGGUUGACCUGGCCACCAGGCAGGCCAAACUGAUCGACUUUGGCUGUGGCACCUACCUGCAAGACACAGCCUGCACGCACUUUGCAGGAACACCGUCAUACAGCCCCCCGGAAUGGAACUACUAUGGCUGGUACAACGGCGGGGCAGGAACAAUCUGGUCCCUGGGCAUCCUGCUGCACCAGAUGGUCUGCGGGGAGCACCCUUUAAGGAGGGACUGGAAAAUCUGCUGGGGCCACUCUCACUGCCACAAGGGCUCUCUCAAGGUUGCAAAGAUCUGAUCAGGUGGUGUUUAUCCAUGCACUCCUUGGACAGACCCACAUUAGAAGACCUGUUCUGUGAUCCUUGGGUGCAGGAUACUCCUCUGCCAUAGAAGAAGGGAGGGGGCCACAGAAACACUUUGAUCCAGGGCCCUGCUGGGGCCCUGGGCAGAGCCCUGAGAGCCUGGUCUCACCACAGGGAAGGAGAAGGAGCCCCUGGAGAAGCUGUACCAGGUGGGGAUGCUGCUGCUGCUGCUGGAGACAGCGAGGAUGGCAUCAAGGAUGAUAAGCUCUUCCUCAACCUGGCCACCGAUGGCUGAAGAGGAAGCAUUCUGGGUGGUCCAGUGUGGAUCGGGAAGUGCUUGGGAGCAGCUGUGGCGUGGAUGGGCCGUGCCCUUGGAGAAGGCUGAGGACAUGGUUUCGGAGCAGCUUUUCUUCCAGCUGUGGAUGGUGUGAGACGGACUCUGCAGGUGCUGAGGCUGCUCUGGCUCUGCCAGGGCUCUGCUGGGCUCAGCCCUGGGCACGGCUGGGCUGGUUCUGCCCUCACAUUGCUCUGACAGCUUUGCAUCAGACGAGCCUGUUCUGAGCACAGCACCUGAGCUUUCUGCUUUGGCAGGUGAGUGAGACUCUCCUGCAGGCCCAGAGAUUGCAGCUGGGGACACACAUCCAAGUGGCAAGGACCCAGACUCUCCACAUUCCCAUCUAAACCCCUGGGUCUCCACAGAGUGUUUUUGUCUGUCCCAUUCUUCCUUCUUUAUUGGCUGGAAUUGUGCAAUUGCACUUUCUUCCUCCUCUAGAAGUGCCACAAGUGGACCAAAGCUGGCAAGUGGGCUGUGUUCCUGAGGCAGUGCAGUCUGGAGCUGAUGGAUGGAGAAUUGCCCUUCUGCACUUCCCAACCAGAGCAAAAAGCCAUAAGUGGGACUUGGUGUCUUUAAGAAAUCCCUGACAGUUUCAAAGGGAAUGUGCAGCUCAUUACCAGGGUGAGAAGGAAGGUCAUCUUCUAAAAGAUUUGGGGUUUGACAGAGUUUUGAUUCCCAGUCCUGCUUGGAGCUGGAAGGGCACAAAGCAAUUUCCUCUUGCUUUGACCACGAUUUAAAAUAACAAUCUUGGAAACAAAACCCAAAAUAUUUUACAAUGCUGCUGAGGUCAGUAAGAUGGAUCCAUGCCAUCAGAACAUUUACAAUGUAAAUAACUGAAUUCUCUUUUUAAAAAAAUCGUUUACUUCUUAAUGCAAAGUUACAACAGUUUUUUCACUAGGACUUGGAUUUUAUUUUUGUCCUUUACAAUUUAUCUAGGUUUUUUUCUUUUCCCUUUUUUUCCUUUAAAUAGAAAAUGUGUCUUACAAAAGGAAUGUCCUUUGCUGCUGGUUCCCGUGUGGAGCAGCUCCCUUCCUGCUGGCUGAGCUGCUCAGACAGAGCCCGGCAGCUCCUGGCCCUGCAGGGCUGAGGCUUUUCCCCGUUGCUGGGCACAGACUGAUGGAGCAGCACUGCUGAACACAGCACACCCAGAGGGACCAGCAGCAGCUGCCUUUGCCCACCUGAGGCUCCAAGGCCCAAGCACUGAGCAGGCAGGGCUGGAAGAGACUGACAGGCUCCCUGCUGGCUGUGCUGCCCCACUUGUGCUCGGCCCAGCUUUGCUUGGGGCGGAGGGAGAACAAGGGGCAGCUCCCAGCCCAGGGACCCCUCCAGCCCCAGGGCUUGGGGCACUGUCAGCACCUGCUGCUCCAGCCAGGGCUUCUUCUGGCCCUGACAGCAACAGCCAAAUGGGGGCUGAUCCCGAGGGAGCAGCAGCAGGGCCUGGAUCUGAUCCCUGACACUGGGCCAGGGCUGCACAAAGGACCCCACAGCAGCAGCAGCAGCAGCAGCAGAUGGAGCUGACUUUCAGCACAGCCCCUGCCCCUCUUCCCUCCCGUGUGCAGUGGUGUCACAGCAGCCUGAGGCACCUGGGAGCCCCCAGUGCCAGCAGGGACUUGAGAUGGCAGCCCUGGGCUCCUGGAGGUUGUGCAGGGAACAGAGCUGGGGACUCCCUGUCCAUGGGGAUCUUCCAGAUGGAAAAGGCUGCUGUUCCCAGGCAGCUCCAAGGGCACAGAAAGGAGGGUCUCGAGCACUGGAUCUAUGCCAGUGCCACAGUCCUGGGCAGCAGCCAGCGAGCCCUGGGGGAACAGAGGGCACAGCAAGAGGGACAGAACCAGGCAAGGUCAGAGACUGGAGAGAGCCAGGUCCGGGAGCAGGAACAGCUGCUCCAUUGCACUCUUGGAGAAAGCUCUUGGCUGGUUCAGAGCGCUGAAAGGCAUGAAGGGCAGAGAGGAGGCCACAGCAAACAAUGCUCCUGUUUGCACAGCCUCCCCUCUCUGUGUCCCAGAAGGAAUUGGAUGGGCUGUGUUCGUCUCUCCGAGUCGUCUCGUUCAGCAUGAGCAGCUCAGCACCAGGAGCUGAAGGAGCUGAAGCCUCAGGCUACAGGAGCUGGGCAAGAGGGAACUUUUUGAGCAAAGUCAUGCUGCUAAAAUAGACCCAGCUAAAUGCAGCGGAUAUAACCAUGGAAUCCCAGAAUCCUUUCUGUUGGAAAAGGCCUCUGAGCUCGUCCAGUCCAGCUGUUCACCCAGCUCUGUCAAGCCCAGCACUAAACCACAUCGCUGAAGUGCCAAGGCCUGGACAACAGCCCUGAGGGAGGCCUGAACAGCAGGCCCUGAGCCAAAGGUGCCUCUGGAUGAACCUUCCACCCAAAGGUUAUCUUUGCAUCUGCUCCCUAAUGAAAUAUGCAUGGUCAUUAGCACUGGGAUAGAUGUAGGCACUCCUUAGUGAAAUAUGUAUUGACCUUUGUGUGUUUAGAAGCCAGACAAGGCCAUGAAAUCUGACAUCUGGCCUUGUUUGGGGCUGAAGGAUCAAAGACAGCUCCUUUGGUUCCUCCUGGGGCCCUGGCCAGGCUUUGGGAGGGAGCCAAGAGGAGGAUGAAACCAGGAUGUUCCCACACUAGAAGUGCUGUCAGUUUGUUCACUCAGCACUGUCAGAACUGGGCCCUCUCCCGGCGGGGUUGGAGCCUCACCUGUGGCUGGAGGCACCUGCAGGAAUUCCCAGUGCCCAGGAGUGGCUCUGCAGCCCUUGGCUGUGACAGCUUCCCCCAGCUGCUGUGUGGAUCUGGGUGAUGGUAAAGGCUGAGGGUAAAUGCUGCUGGAUCUUUGUUAAUCACUGCAGGCAAUCUUUGGUGCUAUGAUUGCUGAGCUGUUCCUUUUGUGAUUCUUUGCUGCUUUGAACUAAUAGGUAAAUGACACUGAUUCCUUCAGUUGGAGUCUGUGUCCUUGGUGCUGACUUUGCCCACUGGUAAAAGGAAACUGGCACAGUCUGGCCAGAUCACUACAAAAUGUCACUUGUUCAAUGUAAAUGUGAGGAAUCAGUCCCAUCAGAAAUUCCCAGAUGGGAAGCCCUUCCCUGGAGUUCCCUGGCUCUGGAGUGGGCUGAGGUUGGAGCACCAUGUGAGCAGUGGGGCAGUCGGUUAAAAGAAGCUGCACCCCUGGAUGUCUUCAAAUGCAUCCAAAAAUUGCAUAUGGAAAAGGAAAAGAACUUGUGGGAUUGAGCAGACAAAGAUGGAUUUGUUGAGAGUACAUUGGAAACAGCACCUUCAGAAGGAACAAUUAUUGUUGAAUGCUCCCACAUGGAGCAACAGAAGAAGGUUUUAAUCUUGAGAUCAGAUGCAUUUUGCAAGUGAAAUAUUAAUAUAAUAAAUAACUUUAUACAUAUUUAUAGUACAAUAAGACCUUAAUAUAUAUAUUUUUAUAUUUUUAUAUAUAUAUAUAUAUAUAUAUAUAUGUCUGUUGCCUCUGCUGAGGCAUGGCGACCUGGUUCAGGAACUGCACGGUGGCCCACCCUUGGCCGCUCGGGCCAUAAGCUCACAGACACCAAUGUGGUGGGCGGCAAAAUGGCAUUUAUUAAUUGGUAACAUGGGGUUACAUACCUGGGGCUCACUGCGUCACCUUCUUUUGCUUGCGUCAUCAACUGGGUGCUGCUGGCUAACAAAUGGGGGUUAAGUAACUUUAACUACUGAGGGGAGGGGUUCUGUCUGCCCAUAAAACACGGCGAUCGCCUGUCCCUAAUUUCCCACAUUUCCCGCCCUCCCUCAUGAUUAACUAAAAACGUACAAAGCAUAAACGUUAUAAAAAUGCAAAGGCUAUUAAAACUGAUAUAUGGUAAAACUGAUAAAUGGUAAAAAGCAAUGUAACAUGUCUGUAACAAGAGCGCCUUAAAGCAAUUGUUGGCGGUCAACGAAUAA
This is a messenger RNA of Serinus canaria (Common canary), 5466 nucleotides long. RefSeq names its product serine/threonine-protein kinase pim-1-like. The record is from RefSeq and is a predicted model, not a curated record. Gene Ontology annotation, molecular function: ATP binding; protein serine/threonine kinase activity. NCBI's taxonomy places the organism in Eukaryota, Metazoa, Chordata, Aves, Passeriformes, Fringillidae. The transcript is spliced from 8 exons. Gene Ontology annotation, biological process: protein autophosphorylation. Gene Ontology annotation, cellular component: cytoplasm.